This is a messenger RNA of Archocentrus centrarchus (flier cichlid), 903 nucleotides long. RefSeq lists its product as uncharacterized. Gene Ontology annotation, molecular function: transmembrane signaling receptor activity. Bases 31 to 903 code for a protein of 290 amino acids. Lineage: Eukaryota; Metazoa; Chordata; Actinopteri; Cichliformes; Cichlidae. Gene Ontology annotation, cellular component: plasma membrane. The record is from RefSeq and is a predicted model, not a curated record. The transcript is spliced from 4 exons.
GAGGCAGCAGUAAACCAUCAGAGCCUCAUCAUGAAGGUCCAUCACACUCUGAUCUGCUUCUUCUUCCUCUCUCUGCAGGACGGAAACACUGACGUCACAGAUGAAAAGUUUCUGUUCUAUGGAGUCCCAGGAGGAGAUGUUACAGCUGAGUUUGGCUUUAAUUCUCCAGGAACCUGGAAGAUGUUCUGCAGAGAAAAAUGUGAAGGAGAAAAUAUUCUGAUUAAUACAACUGAUGACAUUCAUCCAAGAGGCAGAUACAGGAGUGAAUAUAUAUAUGAAUCACCAUAUUAUGCUUUCUCUGUGAGCAUCUCAGAGCUGACCACCUCUGACUCUGGACAGUACAGGUGUGUUCUGGGUGGAUCUUCAUCGUCUUCAUAUGGACAGUUUGGAGUUGUUGUUGCUGAAGCACUGCUGGAUGGAAACGAUGAUCAGAGAAAGAAACACUUCUAUAAAGAAGCUGGAAGCUCGCUCACAGUCGGAUGUUCCUUUAAAUACUCUGGAAGCAGAAAGUCGUUCUGUAGGGGAGAAUGUGGAGGAGACGAGGUUCUUAUUCAGGCACAUGAUGAAGAUGCUCACACAGGAAGAUACAGGAUUGGAUCUAGAGGGUCUUCAGGAGGAGGAGUAAUUCUGUAUGUGAGCAUCACACAGCUGAGCAGCUCUGACUCAGGACAGUACAGAUGUUCUCUGAAUCAAACUUCAUUCAGAGACUUUGAGAUCACUGUCACAGAUGAAUUCAGACUGAAACACACCUGCUCUGCUGCCACAGGUGUGCUGCUGUAUGUGAUCGUCUCUCUGUUCGUCUUCAUCGUCCUCUCAUCACUGGCUGCUCUAAUAAUCUGCAUCAAGAGGAAGAGCAGCAGAGGUGAGGCCACAGAAACAAACACAACUUCCUGUCGAGAAUGA